AUGCUUCGGCAGGUUCGCCUUCGCGCUAGGCCGGCCGUCGCCCUUCGAUGGUCAAGGGUGUUGCACUCUCAAUGUCGCCAAUUCUGGAACCGGCAACAGCAGAUUCCCCCAGAUGUACCAACGUACUUCUCCCCUCCCCCGCGGUCAAGGGGCAGCCGGAUCAAAGACAUGGCCAUCGGUUCAGUUCUCACCAUCGGCGCAUUCUUCAUCUACAAAUACUACACCCUGCGUCAAGCCUUUCGCGAACUGCAGGAAUUUGCCGAGGACAGCAAGGAGGUCAUCGCCAUUAAGGAGGAGUUCAGGCAACUUUUCGCCGAGGCACGUGAGUCAGGUGACCACGAUAGACUGCGGGAUGUCACCUUUUCGCUGCCACGACGUCUCUUUGACAAGUACCCCGGCGAGAUUGUCGAGUCAGGCCCGCUGCCUGGAUAUGCCGUGGACGACGAACUCUACGGCAAGGAGAGGGUGCCAGCAGCGGACACGUUGAUGUUUGUGGAGGAGGACCAAGAAACUGGCCUAAUCGGUGUCGUCCAGAUUGCCAUUAACCUGGAGCUGGAGGAUCUGCGCGACCGCCACUCGGCCAAGAUCGCGUUGGACCCCAAGGAGGACAAGCUGGCAGAGCUGUUUCGGCGCGUAGCACACCAAGCGACUAUGUGGAAGAGCGAGGGGAAGCUGGACGAUGAUGGGCAGAUGAUGGUCGUGUUUCAGCUGAGGGAUCAGGCCAUGACUUGUUUGCUCGUCAAGGGAGGCCACUUUCAGACGAUUGACGUCCAUAACUUGUGUUUAUAG
Molecule: messenger RNA, 789 nt
Organism: Pseudomassariella vexata
Lineage: Eukaryota; Fungi; Ascomycota; Sordariomycetes; Amphisphaeriales; Pseudomassariaceae
Exons: 1
Coding region: 1-789 (262 amino acids)
Source: RefSeq, a predicted model, not a curated record